CGUUGAAUUUACAGGGGAAAAACUGGGAAAACGUUGAGGAAUCCGCCCCGAUCUCUAUCGGGCCGAUCGUAGGGGCGUGGAUCGUUUCGCGAUCGGCUCCAGGAGUGUCGUGAGUUUAAUACGUUGUGUAAAAGAGUGUCGAACUGCAUGGGCGCAUCACGGGCGCAGCAGGGAUAUCGACAUUUUCGGCUAGGGGCGCAUUCGGGGCCAGGCCUUCCCCGAUCUGCAGUAUCCAUGGCUACGUGGGAGAUGAAUUCACGCGAAAGUACGGCGAUGCCGUAACCGGGAAAACGUUGUCGAGAGUGAACUUGGCCAUCUUUAAAAUUUGAAUUAACGUACCUUAACGGUUCACAUACCCUUUGAGAGUCCUGACGCGAUUUCUUAUCCGGAGCUACGGUGGGUUCACAGAGUGUGAUGUUGUGAUUUUUUGACAAGGGUGGAGAGUACCAUUUUACAUCCUUUAUUAUUUUAUGUUUAAUCCUUUUUUGUCUCUUUUAAUUCACUACGGCUCUCUCUAAGGAAGCCAGCAAUACUUUGGCGGUUUUUCCUCCGGUUCUUGUCUCUGCGCGAUGUUCUAUGUUGUUGUGCAUCAUCCCUGUGUCGCGUUGUGUCGCCUCUUCAGUUUACACAAACUUUUGAAUGAGGAUCAACCCUUAGUAUCCGGUAUAAAUAAGUGAGAGAAAGUGUGAAUUUGUCAACCCCCAAGCGGAAUUAUUCCAACACUCGUGCGAUGAUGCCACGGAGAAGCUGAUAAUCUCAGGAGGCAGCAAUGAUGUGACAAUAAAGAUAUCUUCUUCUGUUCUCUGAUCGGGGACCACUCCCUGUUUACAGUGCUUCCCAAGAAACCAAGAAAACGCAAGAAAAAGAAAAUAGACUCACCGAACAGGUGAUAGCUUCGGUGCCAAAAUCGAAAAUUAAAAUAUACACAGUGUCAAAGAAAGAGAGCGUGAUACGGAAGAGAUAUCAGUGGAUUGUAAUAACAGGAACCGGAAGAGACUCGCAGAAACGUAAGGUCAGGAAUGUAUUAAAAAAAAAAAAAAAAAAAACUCAAGCAAACUGUAUACAGCAAAGAAAAACUGACUGCCAAGAUCCUAAAGAAUCAAGAGCAAGGUGAUCAAGAAGCAAAUAAGGUGGAGGCGUCCUAAAGAUAGAAGAAGAAGCAAAGAAAACUGGAAGUUGAAGAAUAAAAUGGGCAACAAGCUGUCCUGCAGCUGCGCACCCUUGAUAAGAAAGGCGUACCGUUACGAAGAUUCGCCAUGGCAGGCCGGUGCCAGGGGCGGCGUAGGCACCGGUGGAGGCCGCAGGGGCGACACUGGUCACUUGCUCAGGUGCGGAAGCUUAAGAGAGAGGAAGAGACUCUGGGCCGAAGUUUUUCACGUGAGCGCAAGUGGGGCCGGAACUGUAAAGUGGCAGCAAAUCUCAGAAGACCUGGUCCCUGUGAACAUUACCUGCGUGCAGGAUUCACCUGAGUGCAUCUUCCAUAUCACGGCUUACAAUAGUCAGGUGGAUAAGAUCCUGGACGUGCGACUUGUGCAGCCAGGUACAAGAAUUGGCCAAGCAUCUGAGUGCUUUGUCUAUUGGAAAGACACAAUGACCAACGACACUUGGGGACUGAACUUCACCUCACCGAUCGAUGCUAAACAGUUUCGCGAAUGCUGCUCGCCGUCGUUCAAGUUCUCCAGGAAGGCCUCCUCGUCCUAUUCCUUGAAGCUGGAACCGCCGAACAAGCAGAAGAUAAAGACAAGGAGAAAGACCCUAUCUACUCCAGCCUCACCAAGCAGAUCAAGAGAACCUCAGUGUACUUGUAUGACCCCGGAACAAUUUGCACGGCUGCGUAGUCAAGACCCUAGAUACAGAGGUACUUGCGGUGGUUCCUCCACGUUACCAAGGACCAUGGCUCGCUCGACUGAAAUGGAGAUGACACCUGGACGAGAUAAGAUUACAGCGGCUACGUCCAGCGCGUCACUCUACGACAAUGUGACCAAUGCGAAUGCCACACCCGGGAAGACGGCAAAGAGCGGAGACUCGAUUAAGCAGAAGGAGAAGCAACAGCAAAAUGAGACCUGUCAAACAACACCAAAAACAGCAAACGUGGCAAUUGGCACGGCUACAGUUGGUUCUCAGAUUGAUAGUCCGGAAGAGAAGGGUCCAGCGAUCUCGCCCAAAAAGGGCCAGAAACAGAGUCAGGACUCGUCGACUCAGCAAAAUGGAACUGAAAGGGAGACAUUGAAGUCCGAGGGUACACAGGCUGGUGGAACGUUGCAGAACAAGUCAAUGCGCAAGGAGCAACUUCAUCAUACAAAGUCAGCGGACUACACUGAAUUGGAAAUGGAGAAUGGAAAUAUAUUCAAUAUAGUGAACAAUAAUCAUAACGGUAGAAAGUCGAAAAGCAAGAGCACCGAUGACAUGAGAAUUGAAAAUGCUCAAAACGGUGGAAUCAGUUUGGAUUCCAAUACUCUGAAGAGAAUGCUGAAGCCCAUGUCAAGUAUCGACAGUCCUGUCACGUCUCCUGAAAUGACUAGAAAGAGGCACAGUCAUCACAGCUAUCAUUAUCAUCCUAACAAUAACAAUCAGAAGUACAUGUCCGAGGCUGAGAAUGAAAAUUACUCGAAUCCUUACAGAAGCUCGUACAACAACAAGUUCCAGGGUUCGCGAAGCGCUCACGACAUGGGAAGACAGUAUACUGGUGGUAGAACCAGGACGUACUUGGACAUGGAACGUAAUCGGUGCACAGGUGACAUGUCGCCGCCUUCGGACAACGUCAUAUUCGACAACCAAUGCUACGCGACAACUCCGAGCUCGUCGAAUGGGAAUUCCGACAUGGAGCAAUCGAAUCAUUGCAACUCCAGACGAUGUAACAACGGUCAAACAUAUCAGCAACAGAACAUGCAGUCGGUGUCUACGCCAGGAAGUCCCACCAGUAGGCUUCUUCUUGAAUACGAGAUGCACCUCAGGAAUACACUUGCCAAAGGAAUGGACGCCGAAAGUUACAGUCUUCAUACGUUUGAAGCUUUGCUCACUCAGAGUAUGGAAAAUCUUGAAUUCGCUGAGAAUAUUCCUUUGAACGUUCAACGCACGCCCCACGUUUCGCGUAGACGAUCCAGCAGCAAUAAAUCAUCCACGCUUCCAUUGUCCUAUCGCUACUGUAACGAGAGACAGAACAGUAAGGAUCGCGAUGGCUACUACAGCGACAGGAAUGAGAUUAUCAGGGAAAAAAGAGAACGAGAUCUUGAUCGUGAUCGUGGAUAUCUAAGCGAUUAUAAUUCGAGAUGUGCCAGUUGCAUUGGCGAAUCUGCUAGGGCUCAAUGGUUCCGGCACUCGGAUGGCUGGCAAUCCGGAAGCUCGACACUUGGUUCCGGUGCAUCCAGCUCCAUGAAUCCUGCUUACUCGGGACACAAAAGAGAAUCACCCUGGGACUCGCUACCAUCUCUGAGACACGAGGGCAGCCUGAACGACAGUGGUUACAAGUCAAAUAGAACCGAUUCUUUGGAACAAAGGAAAGGCGACGCGACCAUUGAAUUAGCAGCCUCGAGAAAGGUUCCUCGCACACGAUUUUCGAACGGGGCCGCUAUGACUCCCAAGGGUACCUUCGACAGGCAGGACAGCGUCAGGUCGGAUUACAUGUCCGACAGGGAUGGCAGAUAUGGUAUCGUGCAACAAGCUUCCCUGGAGAGUACAGACUCGAGGCUCUGCUACUUGACGUCUUCCGAGAUGUCUGACGACGACCGAAUGUCUCUGACGACUGCGGUGAGCGACGAUGACGAUGGUGAAAGUGUCAUUAAUUCACCCUACCGUGGAAAGCAGACUGGUACAGCCGCAGCAUCCUUCAAUUGCACUGGAGCAGUGAGGAAAGCUGGAUUUCUAAGCGUGAAGAAGUGGCUCCUGAGGAAGAAGCAUCAGAUCGAACUAGCCAGGAAACGGGGAUGGAAGGGUUACUGGGUCUGUCUUAAGGGCACGACGUUGCUCUUUUACCCUUGUGAUUCCCAUGAGAGCAGAGCUGUGGAAACGGCGCCAAAGCAUCUGAUUAUCGUGGACGGUGCCAUAAUGCAGCCAAUACCAGAGCACCCUAAGAGGGACUAUAUAUUCUGCUUGAGCACUGCCUUCGGGGAUGCCUAUCUGUUCCAGGCACCAUGUCAAGUGGAACUUGAGAAUUGGGUGAACAGCAUCCACUCGGCGUGCGCAGCUGCAUUUGCUCGUCACCGGGGUAAGACCGGGACCCUGCAUCUUCUACAGGAGGAAAUAUUCCGGCUGGAGAAGGCAAUAGAAUCGAUAUUACUUUACCUCGUUCAGGAUCAUAAGCUGAAGCACAUGGCAGAUCUUCAACAGUCGGUUGUAUCCGACGUGGAAACGAAGCAGCAGAUCAACAAUCAGAUUGUUCAGUGGGAAGAGAAUCUGGAACGUCUUCAUUGUGAACAAUUUCGUCUUAGAUGUUACAUGGCUAGUCUUCAGAGCGGUGAAUUGCCGAAUCCGAAGAGUCUACUCACUCACGUUUCUCGGGCAACGAAGCAGACCCUGAACAAACUUGGGGUCUUCACGGUAUCCUCCUUCCACGCUUUUAUAUGCGCCAGGAGUCCGUCGCUCCUGAAUAAUCUUCUGGCAGGUCGCGGAGCCACCAAGAGAAGACCGCCACUCCUCUCCAGGUCUAAUAGCAGUUCCAGUAGAAGAUCCUUGCAGAUUUCUUCCAGGGAUGAAGAGAAGACCGUCAAGGUGUCGGUGCCGGAUAAUCAGCUCGUUUCGGUAUUUCUACGGGAUGCAAUGUCCGUCGAGGAGUUCCUGGCAAGUGCGUGUAGCAGAAAAGGUCUCAAUCCUAUGGAGCAUUUUGUCAGGGUGAAGAAACGACGCGAUAUGGAGGAUCACAACUAUUUCGUGCCGCAUAGAACAGAUCUGAUAGAGACCUACCUGCAUACCCACGAGAUAGUCGAGGUCUGCGCCAAGAUACUCUACCAAGUAGAACUCCAGAGGAACACCCUGGACCAGAUGUGGGGCUUCUCCGUGGAGGCUGAACUUAUUGAGAAUUCCGAUAGGCAGGACGAGCUUUGCUGCUACGUUAGCAGAGUCGAGGACAAGAGCGUCGCCAUGCAGAAUGGAAUCAUCAAGAGCGAUGAGAUCAUGGUGAUCAAUGGUGCUAUUGUCAGUGAUCUAGACAUGAUGUAUCUGGAAAGCGUUCUUCAGGAGGAGUUAGCCCUUUGUAUGAUGAUGAGAUCAUCGAGAACCGAACCACCAGAUCUUUCUGGUGUGAUGAGAGUUACCGAUGACAUAAUUGAAAGUCUUGUGUGUCCACCGCCUCCUUCGGAUCCACCUGUCAUAAGCGAAGAAAUGAUAUCUGGCUUGAUCGUUCCUGCACCUGGUUGGAGUAAGGAAAGCAUACUACAGGAAUGCUCGGCCGUUUCGCACAUGGAGAACGGGAAGCAGACAUCGAGAACCAAUUCGUUUGAGAUUGAGAAUCUUUUGAAGACGGCUGAACAGGUAACUGGUAUCUGUAGAUCUCCUGGGGAAACCAGGAAAUCCAGUCCUACCGGAAGUGUUGUCAGUUCCCACUCGCAGGCACUAACGCCGAGUCGACAAUUGAGUGACGCUGAGAAGCUGAAGAAAGUGAUUUUAGAAUUGAUCGAGACUGAACGGACUUAUGUAAAGAAUUUAAAUAAUUUGCUGGAAAACUAUCUGGAACCCCUAAAGCGCGAAACUUUCUUGUCGAACGCUGAGAUAAACGCGCUAUUUGGUAAUAUCCAGGAAAUUGUCACUUUCCAACGGCAAUUUCUCCAGAAUCUCGAUCAUGCGAUUGAGAUGGAGUCGGAUUUCAACAGUUUCGACCAUCCGAGUCAAUUCAAGGGUGUCCUGUUUUCCAUUGGAAGUGCCUUCUUAUAUUACGUAAAUCACUUCAAAUUGUACAGCUCAUUCUGCGCCAGUCACUCGAAGGCCCAAAAAGUUCUGCACCCCAACGAAGGAAACCAAGCUUUACAAGAAUUUCUAUCAGCGAGGAACCCACGCCAGCAACAUUCCUCAACUUUGGAAUCCUAUCUGAUAAAGCCUAUCCAGAGAAUACUAAAGUAUCCAUUGCUCUUGCAACAGCUCAGGAAUCUCACGGACGAGCACAGCGAGGAACACCAACAUUUAAUUGAGGCUCUUAAGGGUAUGGAGAAGGUGGCUGAGCACAUAAACGAAAUGCAGAGAAUUCACGAGGAGUACGGCGCCAUCUUUGAUCAUCUGUUUAGACAGCAUCAAAAAUCGUGCAAACAGCCGAUCGACCUUAGCCCAGGCGAUUUACUUUAUUACGGUGGCGUCGAGUGGCUCAAUAUUUCGGAUUUCCUCGGUAAAAUCAAAAAGGGACUUGAAUUACACGCCAUGUGCUUUGUGUUCAAGUCUGCCGUAGUGUUUUUGUGUAAGGAGAGAUUAAGACAGAAGAAGAAGCUCAUGGGAGUUUCCACUAAAGCGAACUCCAGCGAGGUCGAGAUUAUCCGCUAUCAGGUUCUCAUUCCUGUGACAGAGGUUCAGGUCAGGGCCAGUUCAGCGAAAGACAUGGAAUCGCACUUCCUGUGGGAAUUGAUUCACCUGAGAAGUCAAUUACAGCGACGUUCCGAAAAAGUCUACGUGUUGUCUAACAGCACGACGGACUUCAGAAACGCGUUCCUGAAGACAAUCCGGCAGAUAAUUCGGGAGUCUGUACGAAACAUGAGUAUACCUUCGACAAAGCAAAGUAUGCCUCAACCGCCGAUAUCCAUUUCUCCUCGUAUGUCAACCGGACACGUGGAGAAGUUCGAAAAGCCCAUAGGUCAGAGUCAGACACAGAACGGCAACGGCACCGGUCCCGGAACCGGAACUUUGUCAAAGAAGGUGGUGAAGCAGCAAAUGAUGACCAAUCCGCACAACGUUAAGAGAAAAUACAGCCAGUCCAAACAGACGGUGGAUCACGAGAGUUCGGAAGAUAAGGAUUUUGAAGAACCAGCAUCCAAUCAGCCACAGCAGACAACCUUCCGUUCCAGGAGCAAGACCAUAAGCGAUAGUUCAGGCGAGGUCAAGGUAGACAUGGACUCCGGAACAAAAUCCGAGGGUGAAGAGGAUUCUCAGGCUUUUUUAGGCGAGAAGAAAACAAACCUGGGUCGUACCCCAAAUCAUCUAACACUGAGUACCACCUCGACGAUUUCCGCCGGAAGUACCGGUAGCCAGGCCAGACUAAUCCAAUCGUCUCAUCAGCCAGAGAACUAUCAGCCAAUCACAAUCAAGGAGCUUGGUUCGCCGAUAUGGAAGCCGCGAGAGCUACCGUCUCUGGGAGAGGCCACAACUCUGCCGCGAAAGGGUAAGUCGGCGGGCGAGUUCGCGGAUAUGAGCUCGGCACACAGCGCCUCCCGAAAGUCCCUCAUAGAAAUCAAUAAUUGUGCUCAACAAUCUAGCUUUAGUAAUCAUAUUUAAGUUAUCGUAUGUCUUUCAUUAUUGGUACGCGCCUUUAUUGACAUACUUUCAAUCAAUACUUCACAUUACUUGCUCGUUUCCUUAAUUUUUAUUCAGUUUCUUAUUAACUGUACACCUUUUAAUUGACGUCACGAGCAUCAAUUAUAUGCACGUGUAUACAUAUAUAUAUUAUAUAUAAUAUAUAUGCAUAUACCUAUAUAUAUACAAUACAUAAGUUAUCAUUAAGUUUCAUCACCGAGUUAAACGCUAUUAUUCAGCAUUACGCGAAAGGGUAGUAAAAUUCAAGGAUUCCUCUUGCUAUUCAUACUAAACGCCAUUUUUUUUUUUCUUUUGCACCACAUCUUCCUUUUUACAUAAACUUCCUGUUUCGUCGUUCGACCUCCCCAAGGCAAUUUGUCUCAACCCUCUAUAAGACGUCGAACAACAGCACGCUACCCGGUGUCCAAACAAAAAAUUCAUCCUAUCCGCCAUUGCUAGCAGGAAGUUGUCAAUGAGCCUUGAACUCUGACCCAGACUAGGUCAAUCAAUGAUAUCUAUGAUAAGGAGAUAAUUUAUUACAAAAAAAAUGUAAUCCUAUUUUUCUUUUCCCCACUUUUCUUUUCUACUCCUCCCUGCUUAAAACCCUCAGCUCUCUUAUAGCAACAGUGGGUAGCUUGAACAGCAAUUGGAAAUCAUUGAACAUUGUAUAUAAUGUAAUAACGACAUUCUUACGAUUAUUGGGGAUAUUAUCGUCAUCGUAUUAUUAUUUAUUAUUAUUCUUAUUACGAUUACUAUUAACGCAAAUAAUCGAGGUCGUACGAAGAUGGAUUGAGAGAAAACAAAGAAAAAAAAAGAACAACGUAAGAAUUAAGUUAGCGAUUAUAUCAAUUAAAAGUCAUGUGUGUGUAUAUAUAUAUAUAUACAUAUAUAUGCAUACAGAUGAGAUAUGUUAAUCAAUCAAGUGCAUAGUUACGCGCGUUCACACAAUGGAUAAAUAAUACAGACACCGGAUACAAGUUCGGUACGCGGACUUGUUGACGAGCGGAUACGCGAUGACUGUUAUAAGGGUGCGUACACAAGACGUACGGGAGAACAGAAUUUAAUGAAUAUAUAUUAAUCGUCGUUCGGUUGCGCCACCUACUUACCCACCGAGUCGCGCGUCUUCGCCUUUCUCGUCCCCAGGUACCAGGAUUACGCUUGCGAAGAUAGUCUAGCUUAUUUUUAACAUUGAUCAAAGGGUGGCGAUCGAUUAGUGUGGAGAUUGGAGGGAGGAUAGAGGGUGAGAUUGAUAUUAUAUUGAAUUAAUAUAAUUAGGGUGACCGACGUGUAUCCUGGACACGGGGACGACGGGCUUGAUCCAUAGUGACGUGCGUUGAGGAUUAGCACUUAAGGAAUAUUUAGAUACCCAAAUGAAAACGACGUUUAGGUUAGGUUUGUCGCGCCGAUCGUACCGGCGGGCCGUCGUGAGCUUUAAUUAAAAUGGAGUUCAAUGGCGGCGAUGGAUGUGUACUGGUUGGAAGUGGAAGAAGAAAAAAAAAAGGAUAAAGACGUCGGUUAAUGAAUUUAACGAUAAAUGAUUAUGGUAACGAUUGUUAAUGGGGUAUUACGAUAAAUUAAUUAUGUCGAGGGAUUAAUUCAUGUACAUUAGACAACAGAAAGUAUCCACAUAGAGAAAUACCUUUAAAUAUAUAUAAUGCAUAUACAUAUAUUGCAUAGGCGAUAUAUGUUUAUGCGUACUGUCAUGGUCAGUGUAUAUGUGCUUUGUCGCAUGCGGCAUCCGAGAUUUAAUUGGAUUAUGUAAUCGAGAUAUUUAUUUGGUCGAUUAAGGUAUUCGGUAUAUCUUUUUUUAUUGUAUAACUUUGUUCGCCUCCCGCAGCUUUCGUUGAAUUUGUUCUCGAUCGAAGAUUUGUCGAAGUGACUGGAGGUAAUUAGUUGUUAAUGGGGACUUUGAUUGUACGCGUUGGUAGUAACGUGGAAUUAAUUUUUACCGAUUGGCAGGCAUUUUUUGUCUCGACGCACAAUCGACGAUCCUUCGAGUUGAGAACUCUAUUACGUUUUGAGAUAUUUCAUUAUUGAUAUAUUAGUCAAGCUUUGUAUACUUGUAUGAUAUUUAUUUAUAAAUUGCGUCAUUCAAUUUAUGCAUACUUCAAGCCAAUCGUCGGGGGGUUUUCGAAUUUUCAAAUUUUUCUUUGUCGAGGCGACUCGGCCAAGCGGAUUGCUGGAUGGUAUUUCAAAACCGGAAGCGCUUGCCGCGUGCGGCAGAAAGGGAAAGGGAAAAGCGAAUCGAGAGUAAAGAAAAACGUUAAGGGUCCUGAGUUGGUCUGAGAUUUGAGGGGGAAAAAAAGUGGCACUUCAGGAAGAAACCAAAAAAAAAAAUCCUAUACACGUUGCUCGAAUCUUCACGCGUCUCCAAAAAUUUUUUGCACCUUGUCAUUCUUUUUUUUUUCUCAAACUCAUACAGACUCCUCGGGCAGAUUAAAGGCGUUACCGUAAUUUCCGACAAUAUUUCUGCAAAAUUCUGUACGCGUAUGGUAACCACUGGAAAAUCUCGUGCUACGGUUAUUCAAAAUCACAAUUCAACUUUUAACCCAAGAAGACGCACAUUGUUAUUUCCGAUUACGAACUUACUAAAUACCCGAACGAAAAUUUUGCAAAGGUAUUGUACUUGAAAUUCAGUCUGCGGUUUUGCUUCGUUCAAGGGAAAAGAAUUAUAAUGCUACCGGAUAUCCCCACCCCCACCGUUAGCACUUAAUUAAGGUCUAAGAAACCUUACCUACGUAGGUACUCGUUACUCGAAAGAAAGAAAGAGAAAAAAAAUAAUAAUAACAUUAAUAAUAUAUAUAUAUUAUAUAACGUCCCAAUGGGUUCCCAAUGGGUAAACGCCAAGCGAGACGGAAGUAUAAGAAUACUAAAUACUAUAUAUAUAUAUAUAUAUUACCAAGAAUAUAUCUAAUUAAGGUAUCGGUUAAGAUCUGACAGCGAAGAUUAAAUGAAUUAAAAACCAAGUAUAAGAUACCUAUUUAAAAUAAUACUAGGUGACAUAGUUGAUAUUAUAUAUAUACAUACGUAUAUAUACACGUAAAUAAAUUAUAUGUAUAUAUACAUAUAUAUAUAUAAAUUACACAGAACGACCUGCGUUGCUCGAAUUAUUGUAUUAUCGAUUACAUCAAUUUUAUUGUAUAAAUUCUGUCGAGGCGCGUGUUCAAUCGAGAGUGUUCGACCGAUCGGUAUCCGCGUGCCCAUACCAAGGUAUAUAUAUAUAUAUACAUAAUAUAGAAUAAUCGAUUCUGAAUUUCCUCUAGUUGCUGUUUAAUUAUCAUUUACCUUUAAUUGCAAUCUAUUAACGUAUACGUAAAAUACCGUGGCAUUGUAGCUACGGUCGAUGGAUGCUUUGUAAAGAUACUAGUUGAUACUUAUUCUUUUUUGGCCAUGAUUCAAAUUUUAUUGUUCUUUUUUAUAUAUGUAUAUAUAUAUUAAUCUCUUGAUUAUACCUUUAGGUAGUUAUCUUUAGGUACGUAUUUUUAAUUGUAACGAGUUUCAAUGUUUAUUCGUGUGGUGGGAGGCGAAAGGUAGGAUAAAAGAGGAAUGACGGAUGAAAAUGAUCGAGGGGCGCGAAUGAUUGUGAUUUUAUGUAAAAGGGGGAUUGAUUAUCUGUGUUGGACGUUAGGUGAAUAAUGUGAAUGUGACUUUUAGGUUAUGUUCGAUGCGCAAGUGAUUGUCGAUUAUCGACGAAGGAAUACAAUGGUAUACAGAGAAGAUAAGGGUCGACGUUGAUAUUUAAUUGGACUCUUUUUUGGAUUUUGUGAAAUCGAGGGGAUUGAGACUUGGUGGGUAUAAAUACUCUCGCUUGAAAACGUCCCAACAGUUGGCCUAGUGUAACCAAGUUUAAUGUUUUUUCGCGUCCACUCUGCUAACCCGCCAGCCAAUGAGAUAUUUCGACUUUGAGAUCCGAAUUGGAUUAUUCGAUUAUCGAGCCGUUAUUAUAGAUUCUUCCAGAAAAUUUUAUUCGUAUAAACUUUAUCGCUACCGUUGAAAAUAUAUUUGAGGAUAAUGGGGGCGGCCCGGAGUUUAGUCACGUUUUCAUUAACGUGCUGUGUUUACUUAUUAUGUACCAAUGGAGUCCGUUGCGACUGGAUCAAUUAAUUGUUAACGACUCGUGAGCUUUUACGGAACCGGCUGAGCGUUUGAAUCGUGUUCUAAAAGUUACGAGGGAGACGCAGAGAGUCAGGCUUAAGGGGAAUGAGAUGUUAAUUAAAUAAUAGUAUACAUUGUAAUUGUGAAUUACGUUUACGAUUUUACUUGUAAAUCGUGGAUCGCGUGUUAUUGACUCUCUGCGCGAAGCCAGUUUUGAGGUUAUAAAGAGAAGGGAACGAUCGAUUCGAUUGGACGGGUACAUAAUUUAUCUAGGGUGGGGAUUAAAUAUGGUAAUAACCGGAAGUAAGGAUACUACUUAUAUGUCUUUCGAUGAAUCUUCCUUUCGUUAUUGUAAUUAUUAAGUCGUGCGCUUACGUAUAAGUGAAAAUCCUAUGGUAUUAUUAUAUAGUGACAAAGGUGUUGCGUUUCUUUCUCGAGAACUGUUAGCGUAUAACUAUCGUAAUUCGUGUUAUCGAUUACGACGACAUCCGGUUUAUUACUGAACGAUUAUUAAAACGUGUAUUUAUUAUCGUUGUUCUUCGGUUUUUUUUUAACGUGACACACGUUUAACGAACGAUCCAUUUGUACAAUCAUUGCGUCAUUAAAAUAUGAUUAUUCAUUA
Messenger RNA from Cephus cinctus (wheat stem sawfly), 12142 nucleotides. RefSeq names its product protein still life, isoform SIF type 1 (gene sif). Bases 1189 to 7407 code for a protein of 2072 amino acids. Gene Ontology annotation, molecular function: protein binding; guanyl-nucleotide exchange factor activity. Gene Ontology annotation, biological process: positive regulation of axonogenesis; small GTPase-mediated signal transduction; activation of GTPase activity. Gene Ontology annotation, cellular component: membrane; synapse. The record is from RefSeq and is a predicted model, not a curated record. Lineage: Eukaryota; Metazoa; Arthropoda; Insecta; Hymenoptera; Cephidae. The transcript has 30 exons.